Messenger RNA from Metarhizium acridum CQMa 102, 357 nucleotides. The record is from RefSeq and is a predicted model, not a curated record. NCBI's taxonomy places the organism in Eukaryota, Fungi, Ascomycota, Sordariomycetes, Hypocreales, Clavicipitaceae.
AUGCUAUACGAGCUAAUAGCAAUUGUCCGACCAGGCAACCUGGGCGAAGUAAAGGAAAUCGCCCAGACAGUCGGCUCCCUCGUCCUCCGAAAUGGCGGCGUCGUCCGCGGCCUCGACAACUGGGGCAUCUUCUCCCUCCCCAAGCCCAUCUCGGUGCACCAAAUGAAGCACACACACGGACACUACUUUGUCAUGCGGUACGAUUCGUCAACCAAGAUUCACCAGGACGUGCGGACGACGCUGCGCCUAGAGCCCCGCAUGAUCCGCUCGGCGCAUGUGAAGCUCGGCGAUGGCAAGCUAAGCACCUUGUCGAGAUUUGGGGAGCCAAAGUGGAGGACCCAGGGCAGUGAGGCGUGA